Molecule: messenger RNA, 921 nt
Organism: Humulus lupulus (European hop)
Lineage: Eukaryota; Viridiplantae; Streptophyta; Magnoliopsida; Rosales; Cannabaceae
Product: E3 ubiquitin-protein ligase BRE1-like 1
Exons: 9
Coding region: 1-921 (306 amino acids)
Biological process (GO): protein phosphorylation
Cellular component (GO): nucleus; HULC complex
Molecular function (GO): ATP binding; ubiquitin protein ligase activity; protein kinase activity
Source: RefSeq, a predicted model, not a curated record
AUGGUCUUGACUGGCAGAAAAUGGGUAGACAUAGUUAGUCCAUCUAAUAUUACCCAUAUAGAGUUAUGCUGCGUAGUGGUUCUGGGGGAGUUACAAAAUAGAGUUGCUGAACUAGAAGAGAGUAAUUGCAAACUAGCGAUUCUCAAAGCUCGGACAGAUGCUGCAAAAGUGGCAGGCUUUCUUGUCUUAAAUUUAGGGAGCAAGCAUGUUAGUAGUGACAAAGUCAGAGAUAAAGUAAAAGAUAUACAAGAUAUGGAGACUGCUCUUAAAGAAUUAAUGGAUCAAGCUUCUUGCUGGCUUAAAGAAAUAAAAGGCCUUCAUGAAGAGAGAGUACAUAUAUUGCAUCAGUUAUCUAACUUGCAGAGAAAAAUGAAGAAUGUAGCAUGUAUUUCCUCUUCCCAAGCCUACCUCUUAGUGAGAGAUCAAAUUGAAAAAUCAAAAUCUGAAGUUAUUGAGUAUCAGGCUUUGUAUGAGAAACUUCAGGCUGAGAAGGAUAUUCUUGUCUUAAAGGAAAGGGAACUCAGUGUUAAAACUUGCAAGGGUUAUUUAAUGAAUGCAACUAUUAAUGGAAAGCUAUUCUCCGGAGAGAGAUUUAAUGAUGUGGUUGGUAGCCCAUAUUACGUUGCACCAGAAGUCUUACGCAAGCGGUAUGGUCCAGAAGCAAAUGUUUGGAGUGCUGGAGUGAUUCUUUACAUUUUGUUAAGUGGAGUGCCUCCAUUUUGGGCUGGUAGGAUUUUUAAAGAUGCUUAUUGUGUUCUUAGGCACAGCAUUCUGUUUGCACUGAUGACCUUUUGUUUAUAUGUCUCGCAGGCCAUCCCUGGGUUCAAGCUGGUGGUGUGGCUCCUGCAAGCCUCCCGAUUCUGCAAUAUUAAGUCGAUUGAAGCAAUUCUCUGCAAUGAACAAGCUCAAGAAAAUGGGUAA